Molecule: messenger RNA, 3393 nt
Organism: Hansenula anomala
Lineage: Eukaryota; Fungi; Ascomycota; Saccharomycetes; Phaffomycetales; Wickerhamomycetaceae
Gene: THO2
Product: Tho2p
Exons: 2
Biological process (GO): mRNA export from nucleus; mRNA processing
Cellular component (GO): THO complex part of transcription export complex
Molecular function (GO): mRNA binding
Source: RefSeq, a predicted model, not a curated record
CAAAAAAACAAAACAGAUCAUAUCUUGGGAAAUUACGUUGAACAGAAGAAAUACAACUUGCUAAUGGAAUCCUCUGAAGGUUUUGCAAAAGUGGCGCUUCUGUUAUUUGAAGCUAUUGAUUCAGAGUACAGUGCGUUCCAAAUUGAUUAUACCGUGAAUGCAAUUGAUAGAUUGAUUGGUCAUUUUAGUUUGGAUCCAAUACGAGUCUUGGAUGUGAUUUUGGAUAUAUUCACCAACACGAUUUUAUCAAAUUAUAGAUUUUGUAUUGAUUUUUUGAGAAAAUCUCAAUGGUGGCCCAAAAAUAAUGAAUCUGAUAAUUCAAGCUUGGAAACUUUAAAUAAAGGUGGUAAUAAAGAAGCUGCUCUUUUAUUAGGAAUAAAACUCAAACAAUAUCAUGAUGCCUUAUCAAAAGAUGUACCAGAAACGUUUAAAAUAUUAAUUUCAAUAUUGAUCAAAGAGGGGUUCAUUUCAUUUGGCGAUGUGGUGAAAUAUUUAGCACCUGAUGAUAAAGUUAUGAAUGCAUUAGAAGAACAAAUCAAAAAAAAUAUUGAUGAUGAAAUUUUCAAGGCAUCUGCAAGUGCUUUAGCAUUAAGUGGUCCUUUAGCUGAUGAUGAAGACGAUUCCGCCAAAAAAGAUGGAUCUAAAGCAAAAUCAACAUUGUCAAAUAAUUCCAAAGAAGAUACAGAGCAAAAACUGAAAACUUUAAACCAAAAGCUACAAAUGACGAAAUUGUUCCUAACAGUCGGUUUAUAUUGGCCAUCAAUUUAUAUGUUGACAAAAUAUCCAUAUUUGGUUCAUGCUGAUAGUGAUUUUAUUCCUUUGAUUUUGAAACUAUUCAACGUGAUGGUUGAACCAUUGAAGAAGAAAGUUUGUCCCCUAAAUGCUGAGGAAACCAAAGAGUUGAGAACUGAAAAACCAACUCCAUUUUCAAGAAGAACUACUGCCAAUGAUGCCGUUGAGUUUGAAGAGUAUAUUUAUAACCAUGUUGAGCUUUUAAGACCAUUGCAUCAUGAUCAUACAAAUAGAAAAUUUCACUUCUUUUACCAUGAGUGGUCAACUGGAUUACCAAGUAUUACCACAACUGAAGAACUUUUUAAAUGUUCUGCAGAAUUGCUAAGUUUUGUUGGAGCUAAAAUUGGCGAGACACCAGAACUUAUCACAUUAUUAUCAAGAAUUGGUGUUGAUGAUUUGAACACAGCUGAAGGUUCUGAAAAUUACGAAGAGAAACUAAACUUGUGGUUUGAAUAUUUUAGAAAGUACAUAUUCCCUGCUUCUACUGCUUUAACUGAAAACUCAAUUACAACUUAUGAUAUUUUUGAAUUGUUAAAGAAAUUCCCACUUCAGAAGAGAUAUAAUUUAUAUGGUGAUAUGGUUAAUAACAUUUCCAAAAACAACAACAUUGUUAGAUUGAAUUAUUCAAAAGCUGAAAAACAAACUAAGGAUGUUUUGAAAAGAAUCACCACUGAAAAUGUUAAACCAAUGAUGAGAAGAUUUGCUAAAAUUGCAUUUGCAAACCCAAUUCCUUCAUUUUUGGUUAUUGUUACCCAAGUUGAAAGUUAUGAUAAUUUGAGUAAUUUGAUGGUUGAAGCUGCUCGUUAUUUCACUGAUUAUGCUUGGGAUGUUUUACCUUUUGUUUUAUUGAUGAGAUUGACUGCACGUCGUAAUUUUAUUCAAUCAGAUGGUAUGAAUGAGGCUCAAUGGCUUCAAUCUUUGGCUACUUUUAUUGCCAAACUUGGUAAAAAUUAUGCACCAAUGAAUUUAACUCCAAUUUUGACAUUUAUUAUUAAAGAUUUACACAAGAGUAAUACAAUUGGUUUAACUAUUUUGAGAGAAAUUGUCAAUCAAAUGGGUGGUAUUCAACAAAGUUCAAAUUUAUCUGCUAAUCAAAUCAAGUUGCUAAAUUCUGGUGAAAGUUUACAAAGAAGUAUUAAUAAAGUGAUUUUUGAUACAAGAGAAGAAUGUGUUAAACCAGCAUUAAGGUUAUUGAGUCAUUUGAUCAAUUCUAAUCAAUUGUCUGAAUUGUUCAUCUUGUUGUGUCGCUUCCAUAGUGAACUUAUAGAGAGAAGUGAUGAUUUUGCUCAUUACAAAAUUCUUUCAAAUCAAAGUGAUGAAAUCACAUCAGUUUUACAUACAUAUAUUGAAUUGAUUAAUUACUUUCUCAGAAAUGACACUGAGCUUUUCAAGAAAAAUGUUAUUGAUUUGUCAGAGUUGGUUACAAAGUAUGGUGUUGAAGUGUCUUGGGCAUUUGAACUUUGGAGAAAAAAUGUUAGCUUAGAAAUUGCUGAUCAAAUUGAAUAUGCCGAUGUUGACUUUGAAACAUUAAACAAGGACCUAUACACAUCUUUUUGGAAGUUAUCAUUAUAUGACAUAAAUUAUGACAAAUCGUUAUAUGACCACGAAGAGCAAAGAUUGAAAGAUGCCAAUACAUCUAUUGUUGACCACCUCGAAAGAUUAAGAAAAGAGAGGUUUACUCUUGAGGUUGAAACCAAAGAGCUGAAGUUGAAAAAGGAAAAAAGAUUUAAUGAUGAAGUUCUUGCUAAAAUCCCAGAAGAUGAUGAGGCUCAUAAAACUCAUUCAGAAGAAAUCUUGAAAAAUAUCGAGGAACGUCUUGGUAAUUGGGUCAACGAAGAGAAUCCAUCAACGGAAGAAAUUCAAGCAUUUUAUCAAUCCUGUGUUGUUCCUCGUGCUAUUCAUUCAGAAACAGAUGCUAUUUUUACUGGUAAAUUCAUUACAUCGUUGCUUAAAGUUGAUGUGAGUCAAAAAUUCGUUGAUUUGUUUUUAACAUCAGAGGUUCUUGAUACUUUAAUCUAUACAAUCACUCCAUUAGAAGCUGAAAACCUUGGGUUUUUCCUUGCUGAAAUAUUUAGAUUCUAUGAAGAUGUCAGAAAUAGUGAAGGGUUGUCGAAUGAAGUCAAAGAAGUUAUUUAUAAAUGGCACACAAAUGCUUUAUCAAGUAUCAAACUGAAUAUUGAAAGUGAAAACUAUAUGUCAAGAAGAAAUGCAUUUACAUUGUUGAAAAAUUUGAUUGAUGUCUAUCCAAUUGUCGAAGAUCAUGCUGAACAAAUUGUUGAAUCGAUUGAAAAAGUUUCUAAUAGUGAAGAAAGAAAAGAUUUGAAACUGGCUUCAGAUGCUAUUUUGGCUCAUAUCAAGUCACGUUCGAAAAAAUGGAUUCAUUUAUGGGAUUUCUAUUAUUUCCCAGAAGAAGAGAAAGAAAAGGUGAUUGAAAAGAGAAAUCUUUUAAAAAAAGAAGAGAAGAAUGAAGAAAAAGAAUCUGUUACUAUAAAGAAGGACGAAGAAGAAGAAGAAGAAGAAGGAGUGAAAGCGAAAAAGGAAAUUGAGUUGAAUGAGAAAAAAGAAGAAAAAGAAUCUAUCAAAGAGGAAGAAGCUGAAAGU